Messenger RNA from Hippopotamus amphibius kiboko, 4372 nucleotides. RefSeq names its product CTD phosphatase subunit 1 (gene CTDP1). Gene Ontology annotation, molecular function: RNA polymerase II CTD heptapeptide repeat phosphatase activity. The coding region runs from base 219 to 2804 and encodes 861 amino acids. Gene Ontology annotation, cellular component: nucleus. The record is from RefSeq and is a predicted model, not a curated record. The transcript has 12 exons. Lineage: Eukaryota; Metazoa; Chordata; Mammalia; Artiodactyla; Hippopotamidae.
UCGCACGCUAUCCCGGAAGUCGGCGCGGAACGGGCGGCUGGUGGAAGCCGGUGGCGGGUGGAAGCCGGCGCCGGAGCAAGGAUCGCAGCGCCACGGCCGCAGCCUGCGCCGGGGCCGGGGCCGGGGCCGGGGCCGGGGUCGUCCGCCAGCCCGCGAUGGGCGCCGGGCCCUGAGCGUCCGCCGCCGCCGCCUUUCCACAGGGACCCCGCCCGGCUGUGAUGGAGGCGCCGCCCGGCGGCCGCGUUCCCGCCGAGGGCGCCCAGCCCCCGGCCGUGGCCGAGGUGCGCUGCCCCGGCCCCGGGCCGCUGCGCCUGCUGGAGUGGCGGGUGGCGGCUGGCGCGGCCGUGCGCAUCGGGUCUGUGCUGGCCGUGUGCGAGGCCGCCGCCUCCGCGCAGCCCGCCGGGCCUGCCCCUGCUCCUGCCCGCGCCGGCUCCGGGGGCUGCGUGCGCACCGAGCGCAGGCUGAGGUCGGAGCGCGCGGGCGUGGUGCGGGAGCUGUGCGCGCAGCCCGGCCAGGUGGUGGCUCCCGGGGCGGUUCUGGUGCGAGUAGAAGGAUGCAGCCACCCCGUCGUCAUGAAGGGCCUGUGCGCUGAGUGUGGCCAGGACCUGACCCAUUUUCCUGUCUGUUUUCAGACAGCAGAGGACAUUUCAGCCCUCAGCCACAGCGCACAUCAGCUAAGCAGCCCCUCCUUGCUUCGCAGGCUACAGAGUGAGAACGGGAGGCCGCAGGCGCCGCUGUCCACGGCCACCGUGUCGAUGGUGCACAGCGUCCCCGAGCUGAUGGUGAGCUCCGAGCAAGCCGAGAAGCUGGGGCGGGAGGACCAGCAGCGGCUGCAUCGCAGCAGGAAGCUGGUGCUCAUGGUGGACUUGGACCAGACCCUGAUCCACACGACGGAGCAGCACUGCCAGCAGAUGUCCAACAAGGGCAUAUUCCACUUCCAGCUGGGCCGGGGCGAGCCCAUGCUGCACACCCGCCUGCGUCCGCACUGCAAGGAGUUCCUGGAGAAGAUCGCCAAGCUGUACGAGCUGCACGUCUUCACCUUCGGCAGCCGGCUGUACGCACACACGAUCGCAGGCUUUUUAGAUCCUGAGAAGAAGCUUUUUUCUCAUCGAAUAUUAUCGAGGGACGAAUGUAUUGACCCGUUUUCCAAAACAGGGAACCUUAGAAAUCUCUUUCCUUGCGGAGACUCCAUGGUGUGCAUUAUCGAUGACCGAGAAGACGUCUGGAAGUUUGCCCCCAACCUGAUAACCGUGAAGAAGUACGUGUACUUCCAGGCCACAGGCGACAUCAACGCCCCCCCCGGGGCCCGGGAGCCCCAGGCCAGGAGGAGAGGUGCCGACACCACAGAGCAGCCGCCGUCCGUCAAGGACCCCGAGGAAGGCCGGCAGGCGUGUCGGGCUGAGCAGAGCAAUGGCCUCGGGAAGCCCGCGAGGGAGCUCAACGGGGGCACGGGACUUCGCGGCGGCUGGCCCUGGCUGGGGCAGGAGGAGGAGAGGGGCCCCCGGCCCGCCGCCCGUGGCCCUUCAGCUGAUGGCCAGGGGCCCCCCGCGGGCGCCCAGCAACGUGGGCAGGCACCGCCAGAGAAGAGGCCUGUGCGGGGUCCGCUGGGCCCCGACCCAGACCCGGACGUCCCCAGUGACAGCGGGAGCAGCAGUGAGUCUGAGGGCCAGCCGUCCCCCGUCCCCUCUGAUGGGGAAAGUGGGGAGAAGAGGACCCGCCGAAGGCCCCUGGCCGCACGCGAUGCUGGCAGGGUGGCACUGCAGGGCAGCCCCCUGGGCCCGGCGGGGGAGAGGCCCACGGGUGCCAGUCACUGCGGGGAGCCCGGGCCCGGCGUCCAGGCAGACGCGCAGGAGGAGGGCGAACGGGACGGCCUCUGCGGGCUGGGCGGCGGCUGUGCCGACAGGAAGGAGGCGGAGACGGAGUCGCAGAACAGCGAGCAGUCCGGCAUCACGGUGGGCGAGUCCCUGGACCAGAGCGUGGAGGAGGAGGAGGAGGAGGAGGACGCAGACAACGACGACCACCUGGUGCACCUGGAGGAGAUCCUCGCCCGCGUGCACUCCGACUACUACGCCAGGUACGACCGCUUCCUCCGCGGGGAGGCCCAGGAGGCCCCCGACAUCCGCAGGAUCGUCCCCGAGCUGCGCAGCAGGGUGCUGGCCGACGUGGCCAUCAUCUUCAGCGGGCUGCACCCCACCAACUUCCCCAUCGAGAAGACGCGGGAGCACUACCACGCCACGGCCCUGGGGGCCCGGAUCCUCACGCAGCUGGUGCUCGACCCCGACGACCCUGACCGGGCCACCCACCUGAUCGCCGCACGGGCCGGCACGGAGAAGGUGCGCCAGGCCCAGGAGUGCGGGCAGCUGCACGUGGUCAACCCCGACUGGCUGUGGAGCUGCCUGGAGCGCUGGGACAAGGUGGAGGAGCAGCUGUUCCCGCUGCGCGACGAGCAGGCCAGAGCGCAGAGGGAGGAUGGCCUGGCAGCCUUUCCCGACAGGCAGGGCCUGCUUCCAGCCCCGCUGUUGCACCCGACGCCCCUGCACCCCAAGGCCCCGCCCGGCCCUGAAGUCCGCAUCUACGACGCCAGCACGGGCAAGCUCAUCCGCAGGAGUGCUGCGGGCCCCGGGCCCCCGGGCUCGCUGCCGGUGCACACGGAGCUCUCCUCCUUCAGGUGCGUCCUCCGCCCCCGCCGUCCCCGUCGGGCGCAGCUCCGCUCUGUGGCCCCGGCCCUCCGCAGACACAGCCCUCCCUGCGCCGCUGCUGCCUCGGGCUGCACUGAGGACCGUGGCCGCUGUGGCAGUUUGUAGAGAGGAACGUGGAGAGUGGCAGCCCCGUGGGGGAGGAAGGCGCUGCCCUGAGGGGGCGUGGCCGGUGGUCUCCACACGUGUCUCCACGCAUGUGUGUUUCCUUCCUGCACGAUGACCGGGAGUCAGCUGAGUUGGGGACCUUACAGACCACCUUGAAAGCACCUUAGGACUCUGAGGUCUACGUGAGGCGUCUGAAGCUUUGUUUUGUUUUAGAAGAGCAGCCGUUGCUUUGAAAGGCCUGCGAUGAACGCACGUGGUCUUGCUUCCAGAUCCCCUCCUUUCCGGAGCCACAAGCCCGUCCGUGCUGAGAGCCGCCCGCGCUGUGAGCGGCCCGCGUGUGGUGGUGGAUUCCUCCCGCCCGGGGGCCUGGCAGCCCUGCGCUGGCCGCGCGGCUCCCCCAGCGUGUGCUUUACGGACGGGCAGUGACUCACCCGGUUCCCUGGGCUCCGGCUCUCCUCCGGCCACAGCGACACUGCAGGGCCAACACGAGCCCAGCAGAGUGGACGUGGAUGAGGGGCCCCCGGAGGCCUGUGGGUGUCCGUGGACCCGGCCACUGGGCUCCCGAUGUGGACACACAGAUGCCCUGGUUUAGGACAGUGUCAGUUGGGCUUGUUGGUUGGUGGAUUCUUUGAAACUAAAAGCAUCAGCGCUGAUCAGGCUUUGAUUUUCUUCCAGCAGCGUGGUGUUCAGUCCCCUGCACAGACGCGUUGUGAGCUCUGUGUGCUGCUCGUACGCCUGUGGAGGUCCUUUCCUGGGGCGGGUCACGGGGUAGCCGUCGUGGGUGCCUUUGACUGUAAUGAGUGGGGCACCUGUGUACUUAUUUGCUGUUUUCCAAGCAUUUGCUGGAUGCGUGGUCCCGUCCAGCAGGACCCCGCCUCCCCCCGCCCCGCCCACGGCACACAGCCGCCCUCUUUCUCUGACGAGCCUCUGGGGGGUGGGCGGCUGCCUCUGCGCACGUGUUGGUUAGCCCUUCAGAUUUCCCUUCAGUGCGUCGGCUUCUAUACCUUAAUUGACACCUUUCUUCUUGCUGGUUCUUGGAAGUGUUGUCGCUGUUCCUCCUGUGAAAUGUUUGUUGUAACGUAGGCGAUGUCACCACUUGGACAGAGGAGGAGCCGCUGGAGCUGGCGCUGGGUCCCCGUGGUUCUUACCGCGCCGUGCUGGUGCCUCAUCCUCGUUUGAGGGUGUGGGUUGCUGGAUGUUCCCUUUGCAGUGAACGUUUAUGGCGCAGACGUUCACAGGUGCCACGGUCACGACCAGAUCCUCCUUGAACACAGAGCGGAUGUUUGGGCGUCCUCUCGCCAGAGCAGCAGCUGACGGGUUGCUGGUUGUGUGGCAGUCCCGCUGAAGCACGUGUUGGUGGAGGAUGCGCCGUCGGGACAGAAACGCUUCAGUAUCAUAGAGUAACUUGUGCGUUUUAUCCUGCAGAAAAUCUGAGUUGGGUUUGUGGCUCUACGUCUCGCUGUCCCACAGAGUUCCACAGGUAGCUUGUUUCUUUGAGCCGAGUCCUGUCACCCCUCAGGCCUGUGGUGGUUCAGGACUCCUUGCUUGUCCCCACCUGGGGUGGCUCU